CGAUUAUGCGAGCAAAAUGGGCCUCCAUGGUCCGAUGAUCUCGGCUAUCGAUCUCGACACCCGCAAUCUCGAAGCUCUGAGGGCUAUACCCAAGGGCGAGCAUAAUGGAGACACCAGAGCUCCUCUCUCGCUGGUCGAGCUCGAAGGGUUCCUCCCCGCUGAAAUGCUCGCCCCUGAGGGUGUGGAGACCAACUAUGCUCUCAUCCACUUUGGCAGCAUUGCCAAAGUCAGUGAGAUCGAUCCCAACCAGGGUCCUCGGCACCGGCGACUCGCACGCGGUUUUGUCGCUCAAGAAGCGCGAGGACGAGCCUGAGCCCCUGGUCUUCCUUGACUGCCUUCCGAACGUGCUUGACUAGCCCAAGCACGAGACCCAGACAACCAGAGUUGUGUGUCUGAACAAGGACGUCGAGGGCCGCUUCUGGGUCAUGGAGCGAGGUGUCAAGGGCAUCAUUGUUG
Ilyonectria robusta is the source of this 456-nucleotide messenger RNA. RefSeq lists its product as uncharacterized. NCBI's taxonomy places the organism in Eukaryota, Fungi, Ascomycota, Sordariomycetes, Hypocreales, Nectriaceae. The transcript has a single exon. Bases 17 to 313 code for a protein of 98 amino acids. The record is from RefSeq and is a predicted model, not a curated record.